AGAUGCCUUUAUCUAGGUAGCUUGAUGGAAUUUCCUUCUAUUUUGAAGGUCGUGGAUACCCCGAUGUUCUCCGUUUCCCUCGUACCAACUACCUACGCAAAUACCUAGGUAUUUCGUUUGGUGAUUACUUUAUAGAAGAAAAUAAAUAGAGCCGCCAGAAUGGUGGGCGCCGUCAUCUCAGCGAAUCCCUUACAAUUGGAUAUACGAAGUCAUAGGAAGUGCCUUGCGAUAUGCUUCGUUGUAACUGUAUCUAGCUUUCAAUAUGGCCUUGACUAUGCCCUCGUGGGUGGCUUUAUGGCCAUGCCUGGCUUUUUGAAGGUAUUCGGGUACUACGACGAAGCGACUAGCAAAUGGGCUAUAGACCCCACCGUUCAACAGCUCAUUUCAUCACUUAUGACGAUUGGAACAUUCGUAGGCUCAUUGUCUGUAGGGCCGUUUAGCUCUAAGCUUGGGAGACGGAAUGGUCUAUGGGCAGCGUCUAUCUUGAAUUACAUUGCUACGGCAAUCAUGAUCGGGACGACAAACAUCGGAGCGUUAUAUCUUGCACGCUUUAUUCUUGGAAUUUCGGUUGGCUGGUUUCUCACAUUUGCUCAGGUGUAUAUCAACGAGGUAGCACCCGCUCACCUUCGGGGGAUCGUGUUUGCGGUAUAUCAAACCCAGCUUUGUAUCGGUUCCAUCGUAGGAGCAGCGAUAGAUAAUGGAACGCACGCGAUGCUCGGUAAGGGGGCGUACCAAAUACCGUUAGCGGUGUUUUUUAUCGCUCCGACAAUUCAAACGGUCUCCCUUUUCUUUUUUCCGGAAAGCCCACGAUGGCUUAUGACACACGGAAGGGAGGCAGCCGCCGAGUCAGCGCUUCGUCAACUACGCAACAGAAAUAUUCGAGAGACCGAGUUUCGUGCAGAGUUCGAGGAAAUCAGGGUUUCCACAGUAGAGCAAUCAAAUCAUCUCAAAGGGAAACAUCUAUGGAUCGAAAUGUGGAAGGGUACUAAUCGGCGACGUUCCAUCCUGUCCAUAGCAGUCAUAUGCUUCCAUUGCGCCAAUGGGUCUUCUUGGUUGAACAUCUAUACGACCUAUUUCCUUACUGUUGCCGGAGUAAAGGAAGCUUUUGCACUUUCCACUAUGAUAACGUGCAUGGGGUUAGUUGGCGUUCUCGCUAGUAUUUCGAUUGUUCUGUACGUUGGCCGUCGUGUUAUGUUACUUAUUGGAGUGGGUGCAUGCGGUUUCUGUCAGCUCGCAUUUGCAAUAGCUUGGACUGUGGCUCCAGGGACCGAAGCUACAGCUAAGUCGGUAGUCGCAUUUAUCGCUCUGUUUACAUUCUUUUACGUCGCCUACGCUCCUUAUGCGUGGCUCCUAGGUGGUGAAUUACCUAGCAAUCAUCUACGCGCCCAUACCUACGGUGUUGGUACAGCACUAAACUUCCUAGGGAAUUGGUUGGGCGUCUUCACUGCGCCGUACUUCAUCAACCCGGCCAGUCUAGGAUGGAAUGCCAAGUAUGGGUACAUAUGGUUUGUAUCCAACAUGAUAGUUUUCACGUUUACUUGGGCGUUCAUACCUGAGACGCGAGAUCGAACCUUGGAAGAAAUCAACGAGAUAUUUGAAUCCAAGGUCCCAGCAAGGAAAUUUAAGGAGUACAUCUGCGUGGGCACUGAAGUGUCAAAAGAGGCGGCAACGAAUAAAAUGGAUGUUUCAAUAGAUCAUGUGGAAGGACGACCUAAAGGGCCUGCAUAGUCACUCGCACAACCUCCCUAAGAUAAAUGAUACUUAGUAUUUCUCUAAA
This is a messenger RNA of Annulohypoxylon maeteangense, 1777 nucleotides long. Its product is annotated as general substrate transporter. Gene Ontology annotation, molecular function: carbohydrate:proton symporter activity. NCBI's taxonomy places the organism in Eukaryota, Fungi, Ascomycota, Sordariomycetes, Xylariales, Hypoxylaceae. The record is from RefSeq and is a predicted model, not a curated record. Gene Ontology annotation, biological process: transmembrane transport; carbohydrate transport. The coding region runs from base 160 to 1728 and encodes 522 amino acids. The transcript is spliced from 6 exons. Gene Ontology annotation, cellular component: membrane.